Molecule: messenger RNA, 789 nt
Organism: Cucurbita moschata (crookneck pumpkin)
Lineage: Eukaryota; Viridiplantae; Streptophyta; Magnoliopsida; Cucurbitales; Cucurbitaceae
Exons: 4
Coding region: 29-424 (131 amino acids)
Source: RefSeq, a predicted model, not a curated record
AGCUUAUUACACAAACUAUUACGGAUAAAUGGGACAAUGGAGCGUAAUAGAAAUCAAUCAUUUUUCAGUGAUGCCACAGCAAGGAAGGCAACCUUUACAACAUGAAGCCAUGGCAAAAGCGACAACGACAUGGCAACGGCCCCCAACGGGUCACUGGAAGCUAAAUAUUGACGCUUCAUGGAUAGCGAAACAGGUCAAGGGACCUAGGAUUGUUUCAAAAGUCGAACAAAAGGCAACCUGUAGCACUUGGAAGAUCAAAGUUAUGGAUUUGGCUGCAAUUCUUGAAGGGCUUAAGAUGCUUGUACCAACCGACCAUUGCCCUGUUCUUGUUGAAUUAGACUCCAUUCACUCUUCGUACCCUCCCUCUGAAACGAGUGCUUCAUGGAUCACUUCCAUCGUCCAUUCCUCCCUCACCACCAAUUGAACCCACGUAGCUAUAUCGACAUCGAACCCUUUGCUCUAAACCGUUUUCCCCAUUAGAAGUUUGAGAAGAAUCUCGCCAAAAGUCAAGGAUGUCGAGCUUGAAUACACUUUCCUCCAUGGAGUGGCAAAUGAUAGGGCAAUCAUUUUCGACCAUAUACAGGUUGUACAGGUGGCAUGGUCAUGUUUGUCCAAAGCGGAUCGCCUCUACAUGUAUGUCCAUUCUAAACCGUUUACCUUGUUUUUAUUGCAUGUAUUAUAUUCUAGCUUAGUUAUUUACCUUUCUUGUAAUUUUGUUGGUGUUCGUCUUCUUGACACUUGAUGUUUACACCUACCAAAGUUAAUUUAAGAAUAAAAUUAGUUGCCAAA